This is a messenger RNA of Heterobasidion irregulare TC 32-1, 4618 nucleotides long. RefSeq lists its product as uncharacterized. Lineage: Eukaryota; Fungi; Basidiomycota; Agaricomycetes; Russulales; Bondarzewiaceae. The transcript is spliced from 8 exons. The record is from RefSeq and is a predicted model, not a curated record. The coding region runs from base 24 to 4283 and encodes 1419 amino acids.
AUCCAGGCUUGCCGUUGACCACCAUGUCCUCCACAGACCCUCCCCAGAUACACAUCACCAUUUCAUCAAAUAGUACCUCAUUUAAACGUUCAUUCGAACAAUUCGGCUUCGACCUCGACAGCCCAGUCGAUGCCAACUCUAGUAGCAGUGCAAGCCCAGGCAGCAAUGCCCUCUCUGUAGGCGAGGGGGGUGAAAGGAGUAAGAGGCCCAGAAGUGAUAGUUCAUCAUCAGGUAGCGGCGGGUCCUCUGGGUCUUCGUCGAGGGCAGCGACUGGCUCGAGCCGCGUUACCAGCGAGUCGCCGUCUCUCGUCCGUUCUCCUCCUUGUCCUCCCAUGUCAGCCGCUGCUGCCGGCCCUUCUUCCUCCUUGCACCCGGAGCAGCCUCCUGUGCAUCCAUUACUAGCUCAAGAGGAUGUGGAGAUGCUUCCAUCCGUACCUCUAGACCGACCUCGAUCUUAUUCACCACCAUCAAUCUGGCAUCCUCUGCAAACGAAUGAAUCCUCCGACUCUGGAUUCAGCGAGCAUUUCAGGGUGUCAAUGGAGAGAUUUAAUGCGUUUGACGCCGAGAUAUCAGCGCUUCGGCAGCGCUCUUCGCCCCCUGUCCGUAUCACUGCCACUCCUCCCACCCUCCCACCUUUGUCGCUUGAUUCGCCGAACCUCGAUCCCAGCUCCCACGUACUAGACCUCUCAAAUUCCCCACUUCCUUCUAUGAUUCUGGACGCGUCGAGUGUCCAGUAUUUCAACGAACCGCCCGUUGCAUCUUCCAACGACUUUGCAAUCACACGAAGCGAAAGACAAAGUGACCACGAUCCCACGCCGUCCGGAGGAAACCCCGACCGUGAUUAUUUCACCUAUCCCACGUACGGAUCUCAUCAAGCUAGGCCAACGUCCCGCCAGGGUUCCGUCCGUUUACCAAUCGCUGACGACGCUGCUUACCGCUCUUCUGCGCGCAGAGGCCAUCCUCGUACGACUUCACCAUCACGCUACGCCCUGUCCUCGCGAGGCGCACCGCUGAUCGAAUGGGGUUAUGUUCCCAACAAUUUUGGGGCCCCUUCACAAGAAGGUUCGUCAAGGUCAGACGGGUUUGUACACACCGAACAGCCGAGGCGGCGCAUGAACGAGGAGCGCCGAUUCCCUUUACGCUUCAACGAUUCUUUGGCCUCUCAAGUCAUCGCACGUGCCGAUGGUGAGCAGUGGCCAGCUAUUCCGAGGUCGAAUCGCAACACCGAGCGACGUGAUUACAUGGGCAUAUUGAUUCCUGAGCCCCCCGCCCCGUCGGCGUCUGAGAGGCCCAGUGCAUCCGGUAGAGGAAGCGGUGUGCCUGGGCAGGGAGUCCAGGAACACGAUGAUCCUCAGUGGACAAUUUUCAGAAACGAUGCAAGGCGCGCUCUGCGAGCCAACUUCUUGCGUUCUGGAAGAGCACACACCGAUCUACCUCACGUCCCUGAUCUCGGAUCGCGUCCAAGACAUGGCUUCGGACAUGGUCUGGCUCAACUUGGAGCGGAGGAUAUACUCAACGGCACGAUGAACGAUCGCUCUUAUCGCAGUGAGAGUCCUGACUCACGCUCUGGGUCCCGUACACAUCUCCUCGAGCUUGAUGCUAGCAUACACGAAGAAUUCCAGCCUCUCCUCUCCAGGAUUGACGGGCAAUCGUUAGACACGUAUGGUGAUGCUGACUCUCAGCCACGUAGAGAUGUGCGAUCAAUGCAACGCACGUCACUAGUUGAACCAAGCUCUCGCAGAGAAUCUCACCUCCGUUAUGAUUUUUCGAUAGAGCCGUCUCCUCUCUUCGGUCUCCGCGGUACGAAUCUCCAAGAAGGAAUGACGCCUCCAGGUCGUUCGACGCCAUAUCCCGAUGAUGUUUUGCCUGAGUUCGAAGACGUUGAACCCAUCUUAUCCAGAUCUGACAGCUCUUUGGCGGACAACUCUCGAACCCGGACGAGCCUAGCUACAUCUCCACGAUCAGCAUGGCGGUCAGUCCCGGAACGUUUGUUCAGUGAGAGUGAUCGCCGUGGCGGGAUAUCCGAACCUUCAGCCAUAUCUCGCUCUCGAAUGCUUCAGUUUCGCCCAAGCCAGUCAAACUCUUUAAUGUCGGAGAAUGCGGCAGAGUGGAGGAGAAACGCGGCUCGCUCUCAAGUCCACGGGCUUGCUCAUUCCUUACGCGGUCCUCUGGCUACCGGCGAUUACACUGAUCGAGACACAUCCCUAUGGUCACCGGGAUCCAGCUCUCUAUUCAUGGAAGGCGGGGAAUCUCUACACCGAGACUUGCUCUCACUCGAUACCACUUCCCUGGCGACAGCGGAUUCGUAUGUCAGGCAGUCUCUUCACCCGCCCACACGUAGGUCCCUGCCAUUACAACCUUCACGACAUCGCCCGUCCGUGUCUAGCUUACAACUUGGUGGGCCAAACACGGAACGUGAUUGGUGGAUAGAUUCGGAAUUGAGCGGGCCGAUAGACACUUCAACUGCCGCCCCGAGAAGGCGUGAGUCGGACAGUGCACCAUUCUCGAGUCAAACACCCUUUGGCGCUCGGACAGCCUCGUCACCUCAACAUAACGUAGCUGAGCAAAGAUCUGCAGACUUGUCAGAGACUUCAUCUUUGGGCGUUUUGCCCCCAUCCCCUCUUGCUUCUCGGGAACGUCCAGUCUCGAACCCCACCAUAUCUGAGCCGAGGCGAGCAUCAUCGACUUCUCACCCUUGGUGGCACGAGCCCAUUGACCUUUCCAACACGACACCAUCCAGCAGGGUUCCACCGCAGUCCCAAGCACCGCCAACCGCGCCUCGCGACCACCGAUCAUCCGUUUUUCGAAACAUCGAUCUGGAUGCCUAUCAUCGAGGACCCUUCCGUGCUUCGCUUGAGCGACUCGUUGAGAUUGAGCGUCUCCGAGCUAGGCUCACUCAUCUACACUCGCUGUCUGAUGAUGCGAACCCACAAGAGUCGCCCGCACCUUCUCUGCCGCCAUUGCGGUUCGACAACGACGACUAUAUCUGGUCGUCUGGUACCUCUCGCCCCACUGCAUCUGUGACUGCGCCGCAUGCCGUCCUGGAAAGAAGAUUGAAUUUAGAACGAGAUCUUCCUGGCCCUCAAAGACAACCAAGACCAUUUUCUCGGGAAGAAAACACCACUCCUGCGACAGGUAUAUGGCGAUCGAUGGACAUUCGGUCUGCGCGUCGACGAAGCCCGCUCUCUUCGACACCAAAUCCACCCGCAUCAAGCAGUCGCCCUACAGCCGACAACACCGACACUCGCGGACGUCGGCAAAUGCACAACCUUUUUGCACGUCGUCCACGGUUGGAGGCAUCUCGUAUCGCCGACGACGACAACACAUCUGAUCAUGGUAGCGUGGAGGGCUUCUCGCAUGCGAUCGCCCUUUUGCGAGCAGAUGGACUCACCCACGAGAGACAGCGCCAACUUAUUGAUCGAUUCCAGCGCCAGAGGUCGGAGGACAGCAGGCGUCAGUCAUCUCACUGGGGAGAUGUGGAAGGAGAAGACACAGGAUCAGUUCGGCCGCGUCCAUUGGAUAUCCGUAGGAGGUUAGGCGGUAGUGUUCUGUUUGCCGAGCCGCCCAUACACCGUGCAGAGAAUGCUAGGACAGCGGAACACUUCACGGAACCUACCGAUCGAGACCGCGAUUCGCAAUCAGAACGCACACGUCACGAGCAGCACCGAGCUGCUGCGAAUCGUCGCUCGAGCUCGCUUAUGAGACAUAGGGCGCCAGCGUCGCUUCGGUCGUCAAUGCGAGAUGAACUCGUGACAUUUGAGCAGAUCGAGAGGUUGAUCCGUGGUCGAGGUGGUCCCCACUUUGCCGGGGUUGCGCCUCGGGUAGGAAGAGGAGUAUCCGAUUUCAUCCGAGAUGAAGAUUUCGACACUUCAUAUGAGAGUCUCCUCUCGCUCGCUGCGACUCUCGGCGACGUGAAACCCCGCUGUACCUCUGAGAGCGUUAUUGCCUCUCUACCCACCGGAUUGUACCGAGAUUGGGCUACCCCCGACAGUGAUGCUCGUUGUCCCAUAUGCCUUGAUGACUAUCAGCCAACAGAUCCCGUGCUCAAGCUGACAGACUGUACGCAUUGGUUACACAAAGACUGCCUGAAGCAAUGGCUUCGUGGCGCAACAACAUGCCCUGUCUGCCGCAAGCAUGUGAAAGGACCCCUUCAGGGAAGUGCCAGUCAAGCAGGCCCUAGUAACAAUCGUCGAGGUGGCCAUGACCACAAUGACGACGACGACGACGACGACGAUGAUGAUGAUGAUGAUGACGACGCUUCGUUCGAAUUCCCCUGGAGGUGAAUGACUACCCGAGUGUGAAGUCAAACAUCAGAUCAUAUCCAUGCAUCUUGUCUUGAAUAUCGGCUACCUCGAGUAGGCCGUCUAACUUAUGUCGCAAUCGCACAUGAAACUGUACCAUAGAUAUUUAUUUGCCCUCGUUUUUGAGAAUCGUACGAUAACUCGAGCAAUGUUGAAUAUGCUUCAUCAUCGUGCAUUCUCCUCAAGUAUUCGGGAUAUCCUGAAGUCUGAUGAUCGGAGUCGAUCCUUUGCUCGCCAUGUGUUUGACCAAUGAUAUGAUUCGACUGCUAAUGCGAUAUGAACCAGUCUUAAGCACAUCGGAUCGGGGAAAGGCUUCC